CUCCUAACUCCCCGACCAUACCAAACCUUCAGGCGCAAGAAGAAAAGCUCCGACCUGAAGCAAGCAGAUCAGCUUAAACCCGAUGUUUUCCAUAUCCUAAUAACUAGCAUGGCAUCACGAUUCGGAGCAUCCUCGCUCCAUCAACGCGAUCCACGCAGUGCGCUCUUCGAAAACUACCACGCGUCACCUCCUCCUCCUCCUAGUCGCACCGGUUAUUAUGGAUAUAAUAAUCCACCACAAGCAGCAGCAGGAGGGCUGGGUGUCCCGCAAGGACAUGGUGGAUAUAGACCUGCGACGCCGAAUUCUAGAGGUCAAUAUAGUGAUGCCGUAUUGAACGAGUUAGAGAGCCAGAAUGAUGGGCAGGUGGAAGGUAUCAUGGGGAAAGUUAGGCAGUUGAAAGAUAUGACGAUAGCAAUCGGCGACGAAAUCCGCGACUCGACAGCGCUAGCCGAGAAAAUGAACGAUUCCUUUGAUAACACGAGACUCCGGUUACGCGGGACCAUGAAUCGAAUGUUGUUGAUGGCCGAGAGAACCGGGGUGGGUUGGAAGGUCUGGGGCGCUUUCUUUGUUGCGGUUGUGGUUUUGUUUUUGUAUGUUUGGAUGGCUUGAUGCUUGAUUGAGCUUGGGGUGGGAGGGGAGGGGAGGAAGGGUACUGGUAUACCAACACCGACCUACCUACUGACCCCUUGUGUGUGCUGUUGUGUGUGUGGUUGUGCGGGAGGAUUCAGAGUAGAAAAGCUCGGAGUCAUCGAGUCAUUGGCAUCAUCAUCAUGAUCAUGAUCAUGGC
Molecule: messenger RNA, 787 nt
Organism: Amorphotheca resinae ATCC 22711
Lineage: Eukaryota; Fungi; Ascomycota; Leotiomycetes; Helotiales; Amorphothecaceae
Exons: 4
Coding region: 109-609 (166 amino acids)
Biological process (GO): endoplasmic reticulum to Golgi vesicle-mediated transport
Source: RefSeq, a predicted model, not a curated record